AUGCCGCGCCCACCCCUCUCCCAGAACCGCACAAUGCAAAUCGUCAACGACGCCCAUAAGGGCGGCUACGCGGUCGCUGGCUUCUGCUGCUACAACCUCGAGGCCGUCGUCGCCUCCGUCAGAGCCGCCGAGGCAACAUCGUCCCCUGCCGUAGUCCAGCUGUUCCCUUGGGCGAUGCAAUACGCCGGCAGCGCCCUCGUCCGCGCCGCCGCAGAGCUGUGCCACAGCGCCUCCGUGCCGGUAUCGCUGCACCUCGACCACUGCCAAACCCCGGAGCUCGUCCGCCAGGCCGCAGACAUCCCUGACGGCUUCGACAGCAUCAUGGUCGACAUGAGCCACUACGAGAAGGAGGAGAACCUCGCGCUGACGCGCGAGCUGGUGGACUACUGCCACGCGCGGGGUAUCGCGACGGAGGCGGAGCCAGGGCGGAUCGAGGGCGGCGAAGACGGCGUGGCGGAGACGGUGGAUCUAGAGGGCGUGCUGACGACGCCGGAGCAGGCGGAGGAGUUCGUGGCGACGGGCAUCGAGAUGCUUGCGCCCGCGUUUGGGAACGUGCAUGGAGAGUAUGGGCCGAGGGGGAUCAAGUUGGAGUUCGAUCGGCUUGAGAAUGUUAACAAGGGCGUUGGAGACCGCGUACGGCUGAUUCUGCAUGGCUGCGACCCCUUUGACGAGGACCUUUUCAACCGCUGUAUUGAGAGGGGAGUGGUCAAGAUCAACAUCAACAAGGGCAUUAACAACCACUAUGCGCCGGCACAAGAGAAAGCUCGCGGCCGCCCGAUUACUGCUACUAUUGAGGCCGGUACGAAAGACAUGCAGGCAGCAUGUGAAAAGUACAUGCACUGGUUCCGUUCUGCAGGCAAGGCCAAGGCAGCAUAA
Molecule: messenger RNA, 876 nt
Organism: Colletotrichum chrysophilum
Lineage: Eukaryota; Fungi; Ascomycota; Sordariomycetes; Glomerellales; Glomerellaceae
Exons: 1
Coding region: 1-876 (291 amino acids)
Biological process (GO): carbohydrate metabolic process
Molecular function (GO): aldehyde-lyase activity; zinc ion binding
Source: RefSeq, a predicted model, not a curated record